Molecule: messenger RNA, 1215 nt
Organism: Colletotrichum acutatum
Lineage: Eukaryota; Fungi; Ascomycota; Sordariomycetes; Glomerellales; Glomerellaceae
Product: cytochrome b5-like Heme/Steroid binding domain-containing protein
Exons: 2
Coding region: 487-738 (83 amino acids)
Cellular component (GO): membrane; intracellular membrane-bounded organelle
Molecular function (GO): heme binding
Source: RefSeq, a predicted model, not a curated record
UGAGAAAUGCGAGUCUCGUGAUUUGCUCCCGCAUUUUGCUACUCCAGGUUUACUCCCGUGCUCCCCUUGGGAGCCUUAGUGCCGGCGGAGUCGUCCACCAACCCCCAAUCAGCAGCGGACGAAUCGAAUGACGUCGCCCCGUUGUUCGCGCCUAGAUCAGCCGAGGUAAGUUUGACUCGACAAAGCGAGACGACCACACAAACACGCGCGCCAGCACCGCAUGCACUCGGACCGGUGAGUGCAGUUCAGUGUGUGGUGCAUUGCCGCUGCGACGACACCGAACAAACGCCAACACCAACCCCGUGCUUCCCCCAUUUCCGUCGUCUUCCUCUCGUCAACUCACUUCCACUCUCAUCAACCUCACGCCAAAUCUCACCAGGCAUCCCACAACCUACACCUGUAAUAUUUUCAGUAGCCUGUCAACACUCGGCUUACAAUAACGCAAUCUACCGAACCCCUCACGCAACCCUUCUAAACACCGCCAAAAUGUCCAAGACAUUCACCACCCAAGAGGUCGCCCAGCACAAGACCGAGAAGGACAUGUGGCUCAUUGUCGAGAACGGCGUCUACGACAUCACAGCCUUCCAAUCAGAGCAUCCUGGCGGCGAAAAGAUCCUCAAGCGCUUCGCCGGCAAGAACGCGACAAAGGUGUUUUGGAAGUACCACAACGAAAAGGUGCUCGAGAAGUACGGCGGCAAGCUCAAGAUUGGCGAAGUCGCCGAGAGCGCAAAGUUGUGAUUUUCUAAAUUGACGUUUAUCUUUGUGAACAUUUAGUCGGGUUUUGUACCAGUUCUUGCAUUUGAGCAUUUUGCUUUCUUAUCGGUCUUUUGUUCUAGCGCAUUGAGGGGAUAUCGAGGAAGCAACGGCUCUCCCCGAGUACCUCAGAUCGUUGACGUGUCAUGGGAUCUAUCCGGGGCCAGCUGGCUCGGGAAGAGUGGAAGCCGUCAGGGUCGGUUGGGUGCGAGUAGCCUGGGCGCCGUGGGCAUCUCUUUGGUUCUGGAGAGCGGCUGACCUCAUGGCAAUGUCUUGUUUACUGACAACCUACGGGACAACAAGAGCACGUAUGAGUGGUGCGGAGGAGAGUCUCAGUAGACUAUGCCGCAACGCAUUGGCGAAGACGGUAGACGUCGACAUUUAAACGGCUUUGAAGCCAUGUGUACGCCAGAAUAGACGUUUAUUUCCCACACCCCAGAAAUCAUUUCCAUUAACUCAUUG